CCAAAAGUCUCCAAAUAGUGAUGGCUCCAUCAAGAAUCUGCCCCAAUGGCCUUAAAGUUACAGUCACUGUGGCCCUCAUUUUCUCUAUUACAUUUCUGCCUCCAUCAUCAGUUGGAACACUAAACUCACGUCACAGUGAAAGCUCGUUACAGCGAAGUAAUAUGGUGUUGGGGUCAAAGCCUCCCGCUUGUGUGAACAAGUGCCUAAGUUGCAGGCCUUGCAUGGCUACUCUGGUCAUUCCUUCCCAUCAAUGGAAGAAUUUCAGAGCUGCAUAUCAUGGUGAUGAAGAUGAUAACUAUUAUCUCCUCUCAUGGAAAUGCAAAUGUGGUGACAAGCUGUUUCAACCUUGA
This is a messenger RNA of Durio zibethinus, 350 nucleotides long. NCBI's taxonomy places the organism in Eukaryota, Viridiplantae, Streptophyta, Magnoliopsida, Malvales, Malvaceae. The record is from RefSeq and is a predicted model, not a curated record.